Molecule: messenger RNA, 1146 nt
Organism: Didymodactylos carnosus
Lineage: Eukaryota; Metazoa; Rotifera; Eurotatoria; Philodinida; Philodinidae
Source: the annotation of a GenBank genome assembly
AUGUCUAUGAACAUGUAUUUGGCUGUGGCUUUACUAAUUAAUAAUUUAGGGCUAUUUAUACUGGAAAUAAUAGCAUAUCAUGCAUGUCAUUCAGUUGUUAUGCUAUUGGAUGGUUAUUAUCGUCUUUGUCAAGCAAUUUUAUGUACUGUUCGAAUUUUAUCUUUGAGAAUUCAAUUUACUUAUACACCACGAUAUACAUAUGGGUUAGCUAGAGUUGGUGUUGUUGGCGAACUAAUUGCCUUCAUUAGUUUUUUUUCAUUAUCUAUUUCCGUAUUUAUGGAAAGUAUUAAACAUUUAAUUGAUGUUGUUUUUGUCAUACCAAAACGUGAAAAUAGUUCGGUAAUAUUCACCGCUCAUGGAGAUGUGUUGAUUACUGAUACAUUACCUGUUGGUCAUUCGAUACUGCAAGUACUUAGCAUGUUACUGGGUCCAUUUGUUAUUUUGAUUAUGGGUUUGUUAUUGAUUGUUUUAUCAGUAAAACCCGACUAUAAUAAACGACGACUUAUCUAUGGUCGACUGGUAGAUCCAAUUGCUUGCGUUAUACUUUUCCUAUUUUAUUUACUUAUGAUUAUUGGACCAAUUAAGGAAAUAAUACAUCUUGUUUUGCAAGCAAAUCCGAAAGGACUUAAGUCUGAUCAAAUCGAAACAACAUUAAAACAAGCUAUACCUGGUAUCUUGAAAAUUCAUGAAUUGCAUGUAUGGCGUUUAACACCACAGAAAACAUUGGCAACAAUUCAUAUUGUUUUCAAUACGACAGAAGAGAUACAAGAAAAAUAUAAAGAUAUUAAUUUAGUGUUUCAAGCACUCAAUAUCGAUCAUGUGACGAUUCAACCAGAAUUUUAUGCCAUAACCAACGUGUUUUUCGUUUUAUUGCUAUUGAUUGUUGAUUGGGUGGCAAUCCUGACUGCAAAUAAAACUGAAAGAAUUGGUUGUCUUUAUCAAUGUUCAAAUCAAGAUCAAUGCGCGUCACUAAAAUGUUGUAAAGAUGCAUCAGCUGACUCAACUACACCUUGUCUUGACCACGCAUCACUACUCUUUCCUCGUCGAAGUGAACCGUGCUUAGAUAAAAUAGGCAAUACGAAUGAUGAUGAAAAAUUAACGACAGAAGCAAGUGAAACAUGUGUUGAGCAUUUGGACCAUUCAUAA